UAUGGAACCUAAAAAUCUAUUAGGAAAUAAUAUGAGCUCUGAUUGGCAAUUAAAGCAAACAUAUGGCGAAAAAACGGUUGAAAACCAAGGGAGAGUACAAGAAUGCACAGUACCAACAGCAUUCUCAGAAGAAACAAAGAAUUCCUUUCCCUCUCAUACUUCCCCUUCCGGGAUUUCUCCAUCACUUGAAAGAAUGAUAAAACUGGACGAAGGCUGUAGAAGCCAUUCUUACGUUGACACCACAGGUCAUCGCACAAUAGGCUAUGGCUACAACCUUGAGCGAAGCUUUGCAAAGGAGGAAUUACAAUCUAUCAAAGCUGAUUACAACUAUAUCCUCUCAGGGAAGCACGGACUUAGUCAUGAGCAAAUGACUGCUUUGCUGCAUAAAGAUUUACACAGAGCUAGUAACUCUGCUCAUAAGAUCAUCCCUAAUUUCAAAGAAUUACCCUCUGACAUUCAGGAAGUGAUGACCAGCAUGAUCUACAACUUGGGGCCUAGUGGCUUCAAGAAGUUCACUAAAUUGAGGAAGGGGCUGGAAAAUAAAGAUUACAAGGAAGUGGCCAGGCAAAUGGAGCAAUCUGUAUGGGCAAAACAGGUUAAAUCAAGGUGUACAAGGGCUGUGGAGCUGGUAAACAAAGCAGCACAAGAUCCUGAGAAAGAUUUGACUUCUCCCAAACAGGAUAUCCCUGAAAAUUUUGGGAAUCCUUUAGACUUUGAUUUAGAUAGCUUUGAUGAUAAAUCAAAUAAAAAACCAGAAGAAUUUCCUGAAAAUACUAGAGAAAUCGAACAAAAUACUUCUACUCUCCCAGGAAUAGAGGUAAAAGCAAAUAACUUAGAUAAUUUACCAAAUUCAUUAGAAUUCAGAGAAAACUUGAUAAAAAUGUUUUGUCAAAUUUCAGAAUUUCUCACCUAAAGGAGAUCCCUUAGAAACCAGAAAUUCUUCAAAUCCAGAUCCUGACAACACCUCAUCGAAACAAAAUAAAGAUAAGAACACAGAGAACUCUGAAGAAUCCAAGAACCCCAAGAACUCCAAGAACACUGAAGAAUCCAAGGACCCCAAGAACUCCAAGAACUCCAAGAACACUGAAGAAUCCAAGGACUCCAAGGACCCCAGCAACAAAUCCCAACCCAAAGACACCAACAACCCCAAAAAUCCCACCGAUUCCAAAGACUCCAGCCCACCCAAAAUCCACAGAGACCCAUAUGAUUUCUGAACUACUG
Moneuplotes crassus is the source of this 1221-nucleotide messenger RNA. The record is from the annotation of a GenBank genome assembly. Lineage: Eukaryota; Ciliophora; Spirotrichea; Euplotida; Euplotidae.